GCGGUGAAAAAAAAAAAAAAACAUAUAUUUCAAAUGAAACGAAUGUACAAUGUACAUAUGAACAGCUUUAACAAGUGGAAGAAAUCGAUUUAAAUUCCUUUUUUAAGCGCAAAUUACGUUUCACCUCUUAAGCACAAUUUUAAAUUUAAUAAAAUAUGUACAUUUUAAAACAAUUUAUGCAUUAAUUUAUGCAUACAUAAUAAAAUAACAGCGCUGUACAUAUGUAUAUAAAGAAAAACAGUACAAUAUUAUACCUUUUCCUGCGUAACGCCUUUUUUUUACGCACAUAUACUGUAUAGCUUGUUCCACUUCCACAAAAACUUUCACCAAGUUUCUCACCCCUCCCCCACAUUUUACUUAUUUUCAACAAGCGUUUUCCAAACAUGCCACUCUUUCCAAUCGUUUUGUGGGCCCAGAAAAAGGACUGCCUGUACCUGACCAUAGAGCUCCAGGAUGCGGAGGACACCAAAAUUGACCUGAAAGAAGACAAGUUAUAUUUUUACGGAAAAAAAGACAAAAAUGAAUACGAGUUUACCCUAAACUUUACAAAACCAAUAAAUGUAGAAGAGUCCAAGUACAGCACGAAGAGAAAUAUAAAGUUUAAAAUUAUAAAAAAGGAAAAGGAAAGAUGGAAGACCAUAAAUAACGAUGGCAAGAAGCACUGGGUGAAAUGUGACUGGAACUCCUGGGUUGAUACUGAUGAGGAAAAUAAAACAACCGAGUAUGACGACAUGGCAAUGAAUAGCUUUGGAGGCAUGGGAGGUAUGCCAGAUAUGAGUCAAUUUGGAAACAUGCCAGGAAUGGGAGGUCUUGGAGGUAUGCCAGGUAUGCCUGGAAUGGGCGGUAUGCCAGGAAUGGGCGAUCUAGAUUUUAGUAAGCUAGGAAAUAUGGGUGAUGAUAUGGCCAACUUUUCAGGACUAGGAGGAAUGGACCAGUUUAAGAACAUGCCAAAUAUGAACGGCAUGAACGAUGACGACUCCAGUUCGUAUGGCGAUGACACCAGUGAUGACGAUGAUGAAGUGGAUGACGAGGAGGAAGACGAGGAUGAAGUUGAUAGCAAAAAUGAUGCGGACAAAAUUCACGAGUGCAAGGACGCCAAGUGCAACAUGGAGAAGGAUGGCAGGCAUGACGAAGAGGCCAAAAUUCAGGACCCAAUUGUGGAGGUGCAGGAGCCGGUAGCCUAGUUCAGAAAAGGUUAACAUGUGAAGAGAAGGAAUAAAAGGAAGAAAUGAAAGAAAAGGAAUAGGAAGAAAAGGCAGAAACACAAAACACAUACGCCCACGCACGUGCACUUUUUGCGUGUAAGAGUGUGUACACCUGCGCGUUGCACAUACGACGAACGUGUGUGCGCUCGCGCCUCUGCGUGUAUUUCUGUAGGCAUACUUGCCCGCGUGGAAGAGCCGCUUACAUGCACCCUCGUGUCCGUAUGCUCAUACAUAUGCACAUGCGUGGGUAUGCUCCCGGGAAUGCCCCACCGGAAUGUUGCACUUCUUACCAUGCAGCAGAAAGGAGAAGGAUGAACAAAGCAGUGACAUCUAUUUUUCUACGUACCUAAAAGUGCUACGAAUUUUCGCGUCCUGUACUGUACAUCGUGUGCAUAUAUACGUUUACCUGCGUGCGUACCUACGCGCCGCGUACCCCUAUGCACAAUUCUUAAAAAUUUAUUUUCCAAAAGGAACUUGCUCCUUUUUUUUUCUCAUUUAAAAAAGAAACCAAAGGUCUUUUA
Plasmodium vivax (malaria parasite P. vivax) is the source of this 1726-nucleotide messenger RNA. RefSeq lists its product as hypothetical. Gene Ontology annotation, biological process: protein folding; chaperone-mediated protein complex assembly. Gene Ontology annotation, molecular function: protein-folding chaperone binding; Hsp90 protein binding. The transcript is spliced from 3 exons. Gene Ontology annotation, cellular component: nucleus; cytosol. The record is from RefSeq and is a predicted model, not a curated record. Lineage: Eukaryota; Apicomplexa; Aconoidasida; Haemosporida; Plasmodiidae. Bases 384 to 1184 code for a protein of 266 amino acids.